Messenger RNA from Rhopilema esculentum, 815 nucleotides. Its product is annotated as mesencephalic astrocyte-derived neurotrophic factor homolog. NCBI's taxonomy places the organism in Eukaryota, Metazoa, Cnidaria, Scyphozoa, Rhizostomeae, Rhizostomatidae. The record is from RefSeq and is a predicted model, not a curated record.
UUGUCACGGAAUUUAGUUGGAAGUUGGUACUCCAACUUAUUAGAAAGUGUAAGUUCGAUUUAGUCCACUAGGGGAAAAUGCAGCUCCAAUCCAUUGCAGCAGCGUUAGUUGUUCUUGUUGUUUUUCUACAAGAUGCAAGGGCAUCAUUAAAGCCUGGUGAAUGUGAAGUAUGUGUGAAAUUCUUGAACAAAUUUGAAGAGAAACUCACUGAGGAGGAUAGAAAAGAUAAUAAUGUAUUAACUGAAAAACUAAAGAAAGUUUGUAAGAAGGCAAAGGGUAAAGAAAACAGAUUUUGCUACUAUGUUGGUGGAACACCAGAUGCUGCCACAUACAUUCUCAAUGAAAUCACAAAGCCAUUGUCCUACUUCAUGAAGGCAGAAGCAAUUUGUGAGAAGUUAAAGAGAAAAGAUAGGCAAAUUUGUGAACUGCAGUAUGACAAGGAAAUCGACUGGAAAACUGUAGAUUUGAAGAAGAUGAGGGUUAAACAGCUAAAGAAGAUUCUUAGUGAUUGGGAUGAGACAUGUGAUGGCUGCUUAGAAAAAUCUGAUUAUGUUAGAAGGAUUGAAAGCCUGAAAAACCAACAUGUUGAAUUAUAGCUCUCUAAAAACUUUUAGGGUAGUUUAUAUUUGAAAGAUUAUUUAAAGGGUUCUAUCCUGAACCCGUAUAAAAUCAUUUUUUCUUAUAUCAAUGGUUGUCACAGAUAACAAGUGUUGAGGUUAUGUUUUUCAUAAGUCAUGUCAGUGUAAAUUGCAUGUUCAAAUAUUGCAUGUUUUUUAGCUAUUUGGAAAUUUAUCUCUGUCAAAACACUAAACCAA